This is a messenger RNA of Phanerochaete carnosa HHB-10118-sp, 981 nucleotides long. RefSeq lists its product as uncharacterized. The transcript has 8 exons. Gene Ontology annotation, cellular component: actin cortical patch; F-actin capping protein complex. Gene Ontology annotation, biological process: barbed-end actin filament capping; actin cytoskeleton organization. Gene Ontology annotation, molecular function: actin filament binding. The record is from RefSeq and is a predicted model, not a curated record. NCBI's taxonomy places the organism in Eukaryota, Fungi, Basidiomycota, Agaricomycetes, Polyporales, Phanerochaetaceae. Bases 56 to 949 code for a protein of 297 amino acids.
CAGUUCUCCCCCGGUCCUCACCUGAUAUCGUGGAGCUUUAGGAGAACUAGAAAAUAUGGACGCAGAGAACCGUAUUCACGCCGCUUCCAAAUUCCUUCUGCAGUCUCCCCCAGGAGAGAUCAACGACGUGCUUAAUGAUGUACGUAACAUUAUAUCAGAUGACGAAAGCCUGCAGACUGGUAUUCUACCGGCACUGAGGGAGUACAACCUCGCCCAAUUCAUCACUGCCGAGGUACCAGGUCACCAGCAUCAAUGCAUCGUUAGUGAGGCCGCACGGGUACAACAGGCGGGUGGUGAGGGUGAUGAAGAGCAACAGGAUAGAUUUUGGGAUCCCAGAUCGCGGACGAGCUUCCGUUUCGACCAUCUUGCUUUGGAAGCAUCUGAUUUAGAACCUAUAGAACCAGACGCGGACUCUGAGCCAUUCAGACUUGCACUCGAGAACUCUUCGCUGACAUACCUGUCUGCGCACUUUCAUGACGGUGUUGCCGCCGUCUUCUCUACCCAAGGCAACCCGGAUCGCUUCAUAAUCCAGGUGGUCGCGAACAAGUACAAUCCUUCGAAUUUCUGGUCUGGGCGGUGGCGUUCAGAAUACAUUGUCAACCUUAACGAACGAACGCUCGAGGGCAAGAUUCUUGUGAACGUCCACUAUUACGAGCAGGGCAAUGUGCAAUUGUCUACUUCGCACACUGUUUCGCUUGAGCUGCCCCAAACUAUCUCUGCAGAGAAUGCUACAGCCUCUGCAUCAAAAGUCCUUGCCAUAGUCGAGACGGAGGAGUCCAAGUACCAGACGUCCCUCAACGAGGCAUAUCAGGAUAUGGGCGAGAAGACGUUCAAGGGUCUCCGGAGAGCUCUGCCCAUGACCCGUGCGAAGAUGGACUGGGACAAAGUCCUUGGGUACAAGCUUGGUCAGGAAUUAUCCGCUAGCAAGGGCGGAUUCGCAGCAGCAUGAAUGCGCCCCACGUCACGAGAAAUACGGAUAAA